AUGAGGUAUAUAAUCCUUUUGAUUUUUGCUUCCUUUGUUAACUUCACUUAUUCCAGUCAGUAUUAUGGAAAGGAUGCAAAUAAAGUAUUCGAAGAUCUAGAGAAGUGCAUAGAAAAGCACGACGUGAAAAUAAAUGUGAUUGAUAAUUUCUUCGAAGUGCAGGAUCUUAGGAUGAUAGAUAAGAAGUUGAAGCAUUGGGCACAUUGUUAUCUUGAGGCAGUUGGCACCAUGAAAGGCAAACAAAUUAUCGAUAAAGAGAGAUACGCAGGAAUACCGGAUAAUCUCGAUGAAUACGAUACCGCUAUAGAGAUUCUUAAAAUGAACAAAAAGUAUCAUACCAUUUUUCAUAUUAUGGAAAAAUGUUUGAAAAAGUAUAAUAUGAAAGCCGACGAGUUGAAAGUCUUAUUCGAAGGUAAAAAAGCUAAGCCGUUCGAUACGAAACUAAGAAAUUGGUUACAUUGCUUUAUUGAGUUAGAGGAAGCAGGAGAAAGUGAAGCCGUGAUCAAUGCAAAAUAUAAGCACUUCAAUGAAUACAAUGUUCUAUUGAAAGCUUUAAAAUACGGAAACGAGAAGUACAAGCAGUAG
Molecule: messenger RNA, 585 nt
Organism: Glossina fuscipes
Lineage: Eukaryota; Metazoa; Arthropoda; Insecta; Diptera; Glossinidae
Exons: 3
Coding region: 1-585 (194 amino acids)
Molecular function (GO): odorant binding
Source: RefSeq, a predicted model, not a curated record